This is a messenger RNA of Haemonchus placei, 699 nucleotides long. The record is from the annotation of a GenBank genome assembly. Lineage: Eukaryota; Metazoa; Nematoda; Chromadorea; Rhabditida; Trichostrongylidae.
AAUGUGUCUGUUGCUGUAAGCUUUUCACGGAUCUUUGUGAAAACUUCUCUUUCUUCGGCACCCCAUCUCCAUGGUGCACCUUUCCUGCGCAGACUGUUCAACGGCGCUGCCAACGUAGCUAAUCUAGGGAUGAAUUUCCCAUAGUACUGUAUCAUGCCUAGGUAAGACUCUAAUUCUUUUAUAUUCCUAGGCUCUGGCAUGUUCAGUAUCGCUUUUAAUUUACUAGGAGAAGGUCUAAUGCCCUUUUCAUCGACCACGUGGCAAGCAUCAGAAAGAUCAACUUUUGAAAACUUUUUGCCGCCAUGUAACAUGUGAAACAAAUCGUCUGGCUUGGGUAAUGGGUACUGAUUGAUAUCUAGUUGCGGGUUCACCGUGACCUUAUAGUCACCACAAAUCCUUAUUUUCCCGCCUGGUUUGGGCACAACCACCAACGGUGUGGCCCAUUUACUAUGUUCCACUCUUCUUAUUAUUCCUUUUAGCACCAUUUCUUCCAAUUUAGCCUCGACUUUGGGCCUCAACGCAAUAGGUAUUGGCCUAGCUCUGAAGAACUUAGGCACUACUACAUCACUUUUGAAUUUCAACUCUGCUCGUGCAGUCGAGCACUUGCCCAAAUCAUCUUGGAACAACCUCUUGUUGUUAUCCAGUAUACGCACAAUUUCUCUCUUGAUUUCUAUAUUGGGCAUUUGUUUAACCUUGUGA